Molecule: messenger RNA, 351 nt
Organism: Colletotrichum costaricense
Lineage: Eukaryota; Fungi; Ascomycota; Sordariomycetes; Glomerellales; Glomerellaceae
Exons: 1
Source: RefSeq, a predicted model, not a curated record
UGUACUGCCCGGCAAACGCAAGCAAGUCCAUUUGGAAUAAGGUGCCACCGCCCGGCGUGCGCCCAGGAUGAUAAUGGAGCGGGGCCCAUCAAGGUCAGUCGAACUGUCGAAGCAGAAGAGAGAGCCAAGACCAUAAAAGCCAGACAGACAUGCAUGACGUUGCGGCAAGGCGUGCAGACCGCAGCGCAGCGCAGGGCGACAGACGGGACCAGGGCACCAUCCGUUGGCUUGCCGUCCCCUACCCUCACGAAGCAUACUCCGUACUUCCUACAUAUGCCUCCUCCUUCUUUCAUGGUCCUAGGCGCAGGCGUAGGAGCAAGCGCGUGCGGCGUGCGGCGUGAGGCGUGCUGA